UUGGAUGCACUCUGAUGUUUUUGCUCUGCUAGACGGAACUAUGAUCAUCCUAGCUACUCCUCCUGUUUAGCUGGGUUGACUAGUCACAUACCGCAAUGCUUGGCUUGUAGGUUGAGGUGGUUCCUCACCAACUUUUUGCGUAGCUUGGCUUUGAACUGAGAUCUUCCUAUUCUCCUCCCCCCAACUAGCUAGGAUUACUGUCAUGUAUCAGUAUACUUGGCUUUCAAAUCUUUGACUCUUGAGUGGACACUGUCAAUAAAGUACUAAAAAUUAAAAUAAAUAAAGGCUUCCUGAUUUUUCCCUAAGCAAUGGGCACAGUAUGUACUAUAGAUGUAGAUUCUGUUGUAGAAGAUGCCUUUUGCCCCUUUGCCAUGUCAUCUUUGAGGGCCUUUGUUUCCUCAGGGAGGGAGUGAUACUGUGCCCCGAUGUGCCCCAAUGGCUACAGCCUAGACAUCCAGUUCUUCUCAUCACCAUCCCUCCUUGGCCUUUGUGCCAAGUGGUAGCACUCUGGGCAACCAGGAAGCUGGUUUAAAAGCAAAGUUUCAGAGGCGACCAUUUAUGGCAUGAGCAAAAACUGAGGAAGAGCACAGUUUGGAGGUGUCUAGAUGAGCUAAGCUGCCAUUUGCAUCAGUGGCAUUUGGAACUUUUAAAUCAAUACCUACUGGUGAGUUUAUGAAGCCUUGGUGAAUAUGUGCUGAGUCAGAAACCAAAACAUUUUCAUUGGCCUUGUCCACUUUCAGUGUUCCCUCUGGAAAAAUCUUAUCCAGGCUGUGAGGCUGUGGUUUUCCAUGACCACUCUCCCUUGACGACUGUCUGGUGUACGUCUUGUUGGGCAAUGCAUGGCACCUUGUGUAGAACAUGGCAGCCACAUGGGAUCUGUAGAACAUGGUGCCUGUGUGUUAACUGCGUAGGACUCGGGAGCCAGGCUGGGCAGACGGUAAGACAUACCAUUGUUAUUGGUCUUAAUAAGAUAAGCUCUGGUAAGCCAGGAGAGAACUUGGAGGUAUUCCUGUAUAAAUCUUCUCUUACAUUGAGAGACACUGAAGCCAGCAAGGGGGGUUCUUAAACUUGCGAGUGUCUUAGCAAUUCUUUGAGAGCCUGUUAAGAUGGAGAUUCUUGGAAGUCUCAGAAGACUCAAGAGGUCAAAGGGGAGGUUCAAAAACAGCAGGUGCCGAUGGUGGCUCUUGGAUUUGAGAACCUAGCCUAAAAGAUGUGCAACUUGCCCUCUUAAACUCUGCUGGACCAGGAAUGUGGAGCCUGGGCCCAGGUCUCUUCCGUGUGUUUCCUUGUUCAAUGCCCAUCUGAUUUGUAUGGAAUGAAGAGCAACCACGUGGGUAUAAUCUGCCAGAGGUGGGCAAGAGACUUGAGAUCAUCUGUAUAGAACCCCAGCACCAUUGUCUUUACUGUAAGGCUGAUCAUUGAUUUGUGGUUUGACAGAAGCUAUCAGAGAAGUGUCUGGUCUCUAAGGAAAAGGUAAAAUAAAUCCACACAAGUAUGUUCAUAGUGAAAACUACUAGGGGAAAAUUUCAACCUACCUAGGAACAUCUGUUUCAUAAUAACAAUUAGUAAGGACACAUUCUAGCUCUUCAAUAAAGACUGUUUCCUCAGAGACACUAACAAGCAACCUUUUGCUUUUAGUUGAAUUUUUCAGCUUUCUAUGUAAUUGGAAAUGUAAAAAUCACAUGCUUGAAAACUUAGAGAUCUCACUAAUCAGACUUCCCGUAAGAUCACCCUUGACAGUAGUCUAAAUGUGUGAGGACAUUGAGCCCAUAAAACAGCUGUAAUCUUGAUGUGCAUCAAGCAGAGAUACCAUUACAAAACACAUUUUCUUUUUUUCAAUAGCUAUCAGUUUUAUUAAAAUUUAAGAUCCCAUUUCAUAAAACAAUAUGUUUCUAAAACAUCUGCUCAACUUUUGCCUGCUAUCUUUGCUUAAACACAGGUCUAAGUCAAAAAAGGGGAUGGCCGGUCAAAUAGAAGGCACCUGGUAACACAUUUACUUUUUUCUUUUUUCCCUCUGUAUCUUUUGCACCCUGUAGACUCUUGAAAGUGGAAAGGAUCUGAGCCCGAGAACCAACAUAGCCUUCAAGCCGGGCCUUUUAGCCCAGGAAGCUGUGUUGAGGAUCUAAGUGGAGAGCUGUGUAUUGAUGACAAAUGUGCAUCCAGCCAGCUCCUUCUGGAUGAAUGAACGAGUUCAUGAUUACACGAGAGUCCUCCCUCCACACUUCUUUCGUGGAGUCACUUCAUGGAUGACAGGUGCUUGUAACUCCUCUCUGCUGCUCCAAGACCAUGUAAGGUGCACUGCCCAUUAGCCCCGCCCAGAGCAGAGACAGGUUUGCAGGUUGAAAUGGGGAACUCCGAGAGUCAGUACACCCUCCAAGGAUCUAAAAAUCAUAGCACUACCAUUACUGGUGCUAAGCAGAAGCCUUGCUCCCUGAAAAUACGCGGCAUCCAUGCAAAAGACGAGAAGUCAUUGCACGGGUGGACUCACGGCAGCGGCGGAGCGGGCUACAAGUCCAGGUCGCUGGCCCGAAGCUGCCUUUCUCACUUCAAGACUCAUCAGCCUUAUGCCACGAGACUCAGUGGCCCCACAUGCAAAGCCUCCAAAGGCCCCGUCUACUCCAAGCACCGGGGAAACGCCCCGGGACCUGACUGUCAGGACCACGAUGCCUUCCACUAUGUCAGCCGUGAGCCAGCAGAUAACCACAUCACCUCCAGAGACUGCAACGGGCACCUUCUCAACUGCUACGGGAGAAAUGAGAGCAUGGGCUCCACCCCGCUGGGGGAGGACCGCCGGAGUCCCAGGGUGCUCAUCAAGACACUGGGGAAGCUGGAUGGCUGUUUGAGGGUCGAGUUCCACAACAGUGGUACCCACAGCCAAGGGUCUGCAGAGGACCCCGGCGGACCGGUGCAGCUGCUGAGGUACUCGCCCACGUUGGCAUCCGAAACCUCUCCUGUGCCCGAUGGCAGGAGGGACUCCAGCGCUGACUCCCCAGCCAGCCAGCGCCCUUCUCCCACAGACUCUCGCCUGCGCUCCAGCAAGGGCAGCUCCCUGAGCUCUGAGUCCUCCUGGUACGACUCCCCCUGGGGGAAUGCUGGAGAGCUGAGCGAGGUGGAGGGCUGCUUCCUGGCCCCCAGCACUCCCGAUCCCAGCUUCCCGCCCUCCGAUGCCAAAAAGCCUUUCAACCAAAGCUCUUCCCUUUCCUCCCUCCGCGAACUCUACAAAGAUGCCAACCUGGAGAGCUGCUCCCCCUCGGGCAUCUGCCUUUCUGAUGACUAUAUUGGCUCCCACGCCAGUCUCAGCAACCGUGUCUCCUUUGCCUCGGACAUAGAUGUGCCCUCCAGGGUGGAGGACAGGGACUCUGUCCAGUACGGUUCCUUCACCCUUCCCUGCCGGAAGUCCAAAGCCUUCACUGAAGACACCGCGAAGAAGGACACCCUCAAGGCCAGGAUGCGACGCAUCAGCGACUGGACGGGAAGCCUCACCAGGAAGAAGAGGAAACUCCAGGAGCCGAGGUCCAAGGAGGGUAGCGACUUCUUCGACAGCCGCUCUGAUGGGCUGAAUGCAGAUGUGCAGGGACCCCCUCAGACGUCUGCCUUCCUAUGGUCAGGGGGUUCGGCCCAGAUCCUGUCUCAGAGAAGCGAAUCCACUCAGGCGAUUGGCAGCGGUCCCCUCCGACAGAACAUUUAUGAGAAUUUCAUGCGGGAGCUGGAAAUGAGCAGGACCAAUACUGAGCAUGUAGACACAUCCACAGAAACCGUGGAGUCUAGCAGCGAGUCACUCAGCUCGUUGGAGCAACUGGACCUGCUCUUUGAGAAGGAGCAGGGUGUGGUUCGCAAGGCCGGGUGGCUCUUCUUCAAGCCCCUUGUGACCCUGCAGAAAGAGAGGAAGCUGGAGCUGGUGGCCCGGAGGAAGUGGAAGCAAUACUGGGUGACACUUAAAGGCUGCACCCUGCUGUUCUACGAGACCUACGAGAAGAACUGUGCUGAGCCGAGCCACGGGCCCAGGAGCGCCCUCUUUGUGGAGGACAGCAUCGUGCAGUCCGUCCCAGAGCACCCUAAGAAGGAGCACGUGUUCUGUCUCAGCAACUCCUUCGGAGAUGUCUACCUUUUCCAGGCUACCAGCCAGACAGAUUUGGAGAACUGGGUCACGGCCAUACACUCUGCGUGCGCAUCCCUUUUUGCAAAGAAGCAUGGGAAGGAGGACACGGUGCGCCUGCUGAAGAGCCAGACUAGAGGCUUGCUCCAGAAGAUCGACAUGGACAGCAAGAUGAAGAAGAUGGCGGAGCUGCAGCUGUCUGUGGUCAGCGACCCCAAGAAUAGGAAGGCCAUUGAGAACCAGAUCCAGCAGUGGGAACAGAAUCUGGAGAAGUUUCACAUGGAUCUGUUCAGAAUGCGUUGCUACCUGGCCAGCUUACAGGGCGGGGAGUUACCCAACCCCAAGAGUCUCCUUGCUGCCGCUAGCCGUCCAUCCAAGCUGGCCCUUGGCAGGCUGGGCGUCCUGUCUGUUUCCUCAUUCCAUGCUCUGGUAUGUUCUCGAGAUGGCUCUGCUUUCCGGAAGAGAACUCUCUCACUGACUCAGCGAGGGAGGAGUAAGAAGGGUAUAUUUUCUUCACUGAAAGGACUGGACACGCUGGCAAGAAAAGGAAAGGAGAAGAGGGCUUCUGUAACUCAGAUAUUCGAUUCCAGUGGUAGCCAUGGAUUUCCUGGAACUCAAUUACCUCAGAGUGCUACCAACUCCUGUGAGGUGGAUGGACUUCUGCAUCUGUGUGGGUCGGCAGUAGAGGGGCCUCCCCGGGACGGCGCGUGGGAAAUCCAGACCUACAUUCACUUUCAGGAUCAUCAAGGCGUGACUGUCACAAUCAAGCCAGAGCACAAGGUGGAGGAUGUUUUGACUUUGGCAUGCAAGAUGAGACAGGUGGAACCCAGUCAUUACGGCCUUCGGCUCCGAAGGCUGGCGGAUGAGAGCGGCGCGUGGCACGCCCCCGCGCCCUCCGAGUCCAUGCAGGAGCAGGUUUAUGAUGAGAUAGAGAUCUUUCCACUCAGUGUUUAUGAUGUGCAGCUCACGAAGACUGGGGAUGUGUCUGACUUUGGGUUUGCAGUCACCGCACAGGUGGACGAGCAUCAGCACCUCAGUCGGAUAUUUAUAAGUGACGUUCUCCCUGAUGGCUUGGCAUAUGGCGGAGGGCUGAGAAAGGGCAAUGAAAUCAUGACCUUAAAUGGAGAAUCCGUGUCUGAACUUGACUUGAAGCAGAUGGAGGCCCUGUUUUCUGAGAAGAGCGUUGGGCUUACCCUCAUCGCCCGCCCUCCAGACACAAAAGCAACCCUGUGCACUUCCUGGUCAGACGGUGACCUGUGCUCCAGGGACCAGAAGGCCCUGCUGCCCUCUUCCCAUCAGUCCCAGCUGCUGGAGGAAUUCCUGGACAACUUCAAAAAGAACCCAGCCAAUGAUUUCAGCAACGUCCCUGACAUCACGACUGGUCUGAAAAGGAGCCAGACGGAUGGCACUCUGGACCAGGUGUCCCACAGGGAGAAGAUGGAGCAGACCUUCCGGAGCGCGGAGCAGAUCGCCGCGCGGUGCGGGGGCUUCCUCGACGCCCAGGGCCGCGCCAUGGAGGCGCCGGGGCCCGGCCGGGACCCCCCGCCCCCGCCCCGGCCGCUGGCCCGCCACCUGUCGGACGCCGACCGCCUGCGCAAGGUGAUCCAGGAGCUCGUGGACACCGAGAAGUCCUACGUGAAGGACCUGAGCUGCCUGUUUGAAUUGUACCUGGAGCCGCUGCAGAAUGAGACGUUCCUCACCCAGGACGAGAUGGAGUCACUCUUCGGAAGCCUGCCGGAGAUGCUGGAGUUCCAGAAGGUCUUUCUGGAGACGCUGGAGGACGGGAUCUCGGCGUCCGCGGACUUCAGCCUCCUGGAAACGCCGGCUCAGUUCAGAAAGUUGCUGUUUUCCCUGGGAGGCUCCUUUCUCUAUUACGCCGACCACUUUAAACUGUACAGUGGCUUCUGUGCUAACCAUAUUAAAGUCCAGAAGGUUCUAGAGCGAGCGAGGACCGAUAAGGCCUUCAAGGCUUUUCUGGACGCGCGGAACCCCACGAAGCAGCACUCGUCCACGCUCGAGUCCUACCUCAUCAAGCCCGUCCAGCGGGUGCUCAAGUACCCGCUGCUGCUCAAGGAGCUUGUGUCCCUCACCGACCACGAGAGCGAGGAGCACUACCACCUGACAGAAGCACUCAAGGCAAUGGAGAAGGUCGCCAGCCACAUCAACGAGAUGCAGAAGAUCUACGAGGAUUACGGGACGGUGUUCGACCAGCUGGUGGCAGAGCAGAGCGGCACCGAGAAGGAGGUAACAGAACUUUCCAUGGGGGAACUUCUGAUGCACUCUACAGUUUCUUGGUUGAAUCCAUUUCUGUCUCUGGGAAAAGCCAGAAAGGACCUUGAGCUCACAGUAUUUGUUUUUAAGAGAGCUGUCAUACUGGUUUAUAAAGAAAACUGCAAACUGAAAAAGAAAUUGCCCUCCAACUCCCGGCCUGCGCACGGCUCUGCUGACUUGGAUCCCUUUAAAUUCCGCUGGCUGAUCCCCAUCUCUGCGCUUCAAGUGAGACUGGGGAACACGGCAGGGGCAGAAAAUAACUCCAUAUGGGAGCUGAUCCACACAAAGUCAGAAAUCGAAGGACGGCCGGAAACGAUCUUCCAGCUGUGCUGCAGCGACGGCGAGAGCAAAACCAGCAUGGUGAAGGUGAUCCGCUCGAUCCUGAGGGAGAACUUCAGGCGGCACAUCAAGUGCGAGCUGGCGCUGGACAAGUCGUGCAAGGAGCGCCUGGUGCCGCUCAAGAACAGAGUUCCUGUUUCCGCCAAGUUAGCGUCCUCCAGGUCUCUGCGAGGGCUCCGGACGUCCUCCGGCGGCGAGUGGCCCGGCGAGCCCAGCAAGGGCCACUCGCUGGACUCGGACGAGGGCAGCCUGAGCAGCGGCACCCAGAGCAGCGGCGGCCCCGUGGCCGAGGGCCAGGGCUCGGCGCCCGAGCUCCCCGACGGGCUCAAGGAGAGCGACAUUCUGAGCGACGAGGACGAGGACGGCCGCCGCCCCGGGAGCGAGGGCAGCCCCACCCAGGACAUCGAGCUCCAGUUCCAGAGGCUGAGGAUCUCGGAGGAGGAGGAGGAGGACGAGCCCCGGCCGGCGGGGCCGCGGCCGGCCAGCGGCGCGGGCGAGGGCGAGGGCCAGCGGGCCGGGGAGCAGCCCAGGCUGGUCCGGGGCCACUUCUGCCCCAUCAAGCGCAAAGCCAACAGCACCAGGAGGGACAGGGGGGCGCUGCUCAAGGCGCAGACUCGUCACCAGUCCCUCGACAGCCACCCCGAAAGUGCCAGCGCGGACCUCAACCUGGUUUUGGAGAGAGAGUUCAGCGUGCAGAGCCUGGCCUCGGUGGUGAACGAGGAGUGCUUUUAUGAGGCGCAGAGCCCCGGCUCCUCGUAGCCCGGGGCGCCCGGCGGGGCGCGCGGCCCGCUGACUUCCACACGGGUGGCAAAGUGGAAACGGCGGAAAAAUGAGUCGCUAUUGGAUUCUGUGCAGUACGCAUUUUCCCACAAGAUCACUGUAAAGAUUUAAGUUAUUUUAAUUUAUUGUGGACCAGAAAACUAGAUUAAACUGGUCAGGAUCUGUAAAUUAGCUUAUAUCCCUUUUGAGCAGGUAUCAAAAUGACUUAGAAUCCUUAAAGUAAAAUUUGCAUUAUAAUUAUUAUAAGUCGUGUGGUAAAGGAAAGGUUGGGAAAAUGUGAUGAACGGCUUUGAAAAGGGUCACUUUUUCCAAUCCCCUGGGCAUUUUCAUCGAGCUGUUAAGAUUGUGCUUUACUUAAAGCACAUUUAAGUUAUUUUAAUGCGGUUGAGGGGCACAAGGUGCAGACAUCUCAUUGUAAGUUGUAAUAGAUGCUGUUUAUACUAAACGUGUCCCACCUACGCAGUAUGUACAUUAAAAGAAAGCUUGUACUGUACCUUACUUGAUAUUUAUUUUCUCUACCAAGCUGUACAGUAAAAGGAACGCAAGUCAUCUGG
Perognathus longimembris pacificus (Pacific pocket mouse) is the source of this 8040-nucleotide messenger RNA. RefSeq names its product TIAM Rac1 associated GEF 2 (gene Tiam2). The transcript has 28 exons. Bases 2345 to 7465 code for a protein of 1706 amino acids. Gene Ontology annotation, biological process: activation of GTPase activity; positive regulation of axonogenesis; small GTPase-mediated signal transduction. Gene Ontology annotation, cellular component: membrane; synapse. Gene Ontology annotation, molecular function: guanyl-nucleotide exchange factor activity; protein binding. The record is from RefSeq and is a predicted model, not a curated record. Lineage: Eukaryota; Metazoa; Chordata; Mammalia; Rodentia; Heteromyidae.